Penicillium salamii is the source of this 2001-nucleotide messenger RNA. The record is from the annotation of a GenBank genome assembly. NCBI's taxonomy places the organism in Eukaryota, Fungi, Ascomycota, Eurotiomycetes, Eurotiales, Aspergillaceae.
AUGGACCUUACCAACUUGGCAAAUCUCCAAACGGAGGGUGUGAACCCUGAGACGGUGCACAUCGACCAGGUUUCGACAUUGGAGAUGUGCACCCUGAUCAACUCCAAUGACCAACGGGUCCCCCACAGUGUGGUUCCUUGUCUGCCAGAGAUUGCAGCAGCGAUUGACGCCUUGGCCCCGCGUGUGUCUCAAAGCGGGCGAGUGAUCUAUGUGGGCGCGGGAACCAGUGGAAGACUUGGUAUUUUGGACGCGUCGGAGAUUCCUCCGACCUUCGCAGCGCCUCGCGGGCAAUUCUUGGGCUUGAUCGCAGGCGGCGAUGCAGCAAUCAAACAGGCCCAAGAGGGCGCCGAGGAUGACGGGCUAGCAGGAGAAGAAGACAUGCGUCGGUUGGAUCUGAACCCCGAGCUCGACAGUAUCAUCGGGAUCGCGAGCUCGGGCCGGACACCAUACGUUUUAGGCUGCCUUGCAUUUGCCAAAAAGCUUGGAUGUAUGACAAUCGGUGUGGUUUGCACCAGUCCCUCGGCCAUAGAUCUUUCGGGGGACGCCGAUUUCGUCAUCGCGCCACUAGCUGGCCCCGAGGUGGUCACUGGAAGCACAAGACUGAAAGCCGGCACUGUCACGAAGCUCGUAUUGAACAUGCUGAGUACAGGCACUAUGAUCAAGGCAGGGAAGACAUAUGGAAACAUGAUGGUCGAUAUGGUAGCUUCGAAUCUGAAACUCAAAAAGCGGUCCCAUAACAUGCUGCGAAGGGUGAGUGCGAAAUGCAAGCCGUUAUCAGAUGGAGAAUUGGACUCUCUUCUUGUGAAAUGCAACCACAGUGUCAAGUUAGCAGUCUUGGUUGCUGAAUCACAAUACCCAGUCGAUGUGUGCGAGAGACAUCUUGAAGUUGCCAGCGGAGUCUUGGCCAAGGCAUUAGCCGACAUCAACCGCCUCAAGGAGAAAACUAUCACCGAAACCAGCCAGUUGCGCCCAUUUGUUUUAUGUGUUGACGGAGGUGGCACCAAAUGCGCCGCUGUUGUGACCGAUGGCACAGGGGCCGUGUAUCGAGGCUUUGCCGGACCCUGCAAUCUAACCGAUCGAGCGGGGGACGUUUCUGGCGUCAUGGCCACAAUACUUGAGGCAGUCAAAUCUGCGCUCAAGGGCGUAAGCACUGAUCAUGGUAAAGCAGGCCCAUGGCAGAAGUCUCUCCAGACCUGCUUUAGCUCUGUGUGGGUUGGACUAGCUGGCUUGGAUCGAGCUGGAUUUCAAGGGCAACUUGCACCGAAAUUGGCGGAUGCUUUCGGGAUUGAUAACCCAAGGAAUCUUCGAGUGACCAACGAUGUUGACCUGUUGACUGCAGCUGUGCCUCUGUCCCACCUUGGAUCAUCUGUGUUGGUCGUCAUUGCGGGGACCGGGAGUGUUGCAAUGCGAUACAGGUGGGACGCAGAUCAGAAAAAAUACCAGCGUGUCGCUCGGUCUGGUGGCUGGGGACAUAUUCUCGGAGACGAGGGAGGUGGAUACGCUAUUGGCCUCAAGGCCAUCCAACAUACCCUUGGUGUAUUUGAGAAUGCAGCCUUUGCGCUUGUUAAACCCGACGGCGACAAACUAGCAAUGGCCGUGUCCACCAAACUGGGCUUCAAUCUCUGCUCUGGUGUUGGCAUGGAUUUGUUGAACGAUCUCCUGACUCAGAGCUGUACACGAAACUUUAAAAGGCGUAUCGCUGGUGUUGCUGAAGUUGUUCUCAAUCUGACAAGCGAAUGCAGAGUUGCAGCAGGGAUUGUUAGAUCCCAGAGUGGCAAGCUAAUCAGUGACACUUUAAGUCGGUUGGUGAAUCCAGACGCUUUCGAAUAUCAGGCAUCGGAGCACUCGGUGUUAAUACUAGCAGGAGGGCUAUUGAACAAUGAUUGGUAUCGAGCAGGAUUCAAAGACCAACUCGAUUCUCGCCAGUUGUUCUUUCGCGAGACGGUAGUGGUCAAAGAUGCUGCCGCUGUUGGUGCAGAAUAUCUUAGUCGCUUGGCUUAA